AUGAAAGCAGUGAAUUAUGUAGGGCCACAUAAGGUCCGGGUCCAAGAGGUCGAGAUGCCCAAGCUGGAACAUCCGGACGACAUCAUUGUCAAGGUCACAACGGCUGCUAUCUGCGGCUCUGACCUGCACAUGUAUGAAGGAAGAACUGCCGCAGAGCCAGGCAUCACGUUUGGUCACGAAAACAUGGGAAUUGUCGAAGAGCUAGGCGAAGGUGUCACACUGUUGAAGAAGGGCGAUCGCGUUGUCAUGCCGUUCAAUGUUGCGGAUGGUCGAUGCCGCAACUGUGAUGAAGGCAAAACGGCUUUCUGCACUGGUGUCAACCCCGGGUUUGCAGGUGGUGCUUAUGGCUAUGUGGCUAUGGGCCCGUAUCGCGGAGGCCAGGCUCAGUACAUUCGUGUUCCCUAUGCGGACUUUAACGCUCUGCUGUUGCCGCCGGGCACAGAGCACGAAGCCGACUUCGUUCUCCUCGCAGGUUGGCAUGGUGUCGAGAUAUCCGGCUUCAAGUCAGGAGAAAGCAUUGCUGUGUUCGGUGCCGGUCCCGUUGGCUUGAUGGCAGCUUAUUCAGCUCAAUUACGUGGAGCCUCUCGCGUGUUCGUUGUAGACCGUGUUCCUGAGAGAUUGGCUGUUGCAGAAAAAAUUGGCUGCACUCCAAUUGAUUUCACCAAGGGCGACGCCGUAGAUCAGAUCAUUCGCCUUAAUGGCGGAGAGGUCGACCGCUCCGUGGACGCUGUCGGUUACCAGGCUGUAGACACCAGCGGAUCGAAGGAGAAACCCAACAUUGUGCUUGAGAAUAUGAUCCGUGUCACGAGGGCCUGCGGAGGCAUGGGAAUUCCUGGACUCUACGUGCCAAGUGAUCCAGGUGCAUCUGAUGAAGUCGCCGCGAAGGGCGCAAUUAGUCUCAGUUUUGGAAGGCUUUUCGAGAAGGAAACAUAUAAUCGGUACCUACGAGACUUGAUCAUUGCCGGCAAGGCAAAGCCUAGCUUUGUCGUCUCCCAUGAGAUCAGACUGGAUCAUGCGGAAGUUGCGUACGAGAAGUUCGACAAAAGAGAGGACGGGUAUACCAAGGUGCUGAUCCAUCCAAACGGGGGAUUUGAAUCCACGACAGUCGGACAGGUCAGUUAA
Aspergillus pseudonomiae is the source of this 1122-nucleotide messenger RNA. Its product is annotated as glutathione-independent formaldehyde dehydrogenase. NCBI's taxonomy places the organism in Eukaryota, Fungi, Ascomycota, Eurotiomycetes, Eurotiales, Aspergillaceae. The coding region runs from base 1 to 1122 and encodes 373 amino acids. The transcript has 9 exons. Gene Ontology annotation, molecular function: oxidoreductase activity; zinc ion binding. The record is from RefSeq and is a predicted model, not a curated record.